Molecule: messenger RNA, 3476 nt
Organism: Corticium candelabrum
Lineage: Eukaryota; Metazoa; Porifera; Homoscleromorpha; Homosclerophorida; Plakinidae
Exons: 6
Coding region: 135-3305 (1056 amino acids)
Source: RefSeq, a predicted model, not a curated record
UACAUAUUUUCAGCGUUAUUCGACAGAGGACAUUUGAAUUUCGCGCGAUAGCUGAGGCGGUGUCAGAUUGGCCACGCAUGCGUGGGUGCACUAUGUAGGAGAAGUACUGGCUAUCUCAACAGGUUGUGGGAGCAAUGGUCAACAGAAAGCCCAUCAUACGAGUCUGCUUGCUGAUAUUGGUGACGGCGAGCUGUCAGUCUGCAGAGAAAGAAAGACAUGGGAAGACUCGAAAGAUAGCAGGACCAGGAGUUCUAGAUGCGAUCAAGAUGUCCAGACAAGGUCUAGACGAUGAUGUUGAACAUCACAAUUGGAAGAUGACGGAGACAGUGAACUCCUACUCUCCAUCGUCUGAGGGAUGGUUUAGCUCGUGGUUGUGGGGUUCUUCUUCGACUACAAAGUCUUCAGAUUCAGAUGCUGAUAUCCCUGAAAGAGUCGAACAAGUCUUGAGACUCGACAAUGUAACCAGUCAAUGUUACCUCGACAGGCCACGUAUUCACUUUGCGGGACAAUUCCGAGCAGACGUAUCGACUAUCAACAACUGCUACGACAACUUCGCAACUGACGAUUUUAAAAUCGUCGACGGGACCAUCACAGACGACGAACAUGCCUUCUGGAACCCGACAGGCACGGGAGUGUUCAAUUUCCACAAUGUUGCCAUUACGUCUGUGUGUCCACAAAACGGUUCCUGCACAACCGACGACCCUCUAGUUUCGCGUCGAGUCACUAUUGACACCGUACUAUCGGGCGGUAGCGGUAAGCUUGUCGAUUUGGACGUCGAAUAUCAGUUUUCCUCUCUGCUGUACGGUCUGAAAUUUGGAAUUAGCGAGCACGACCACGAGGGCGGAAUUGCAAACAAGCAGGCUAUCCUUGUGGGACACUAUCAUCCUGUUGGGUUCAAAGGAAUAUGGAGCAGUGUCACUAAUCUUCACGGAGACAAAGCUAUGUCUGCGACGUACCAAUCAAUUCUUCAAAAUCUGACUUGGAACGACCAGCGACUAAACUUAUUCUAUUCGUCUGGUUCCGACCAGGACACGCAUGGCUUUUUGAGAAGACUAAGAGAGUUGUCGCCAUUAGCCCUAUCCAUCUCCUUCACCGUGUAUGGAUACGAUGACGAAGCUGCGACUGACUGUUUCACAUACGGAUACGUCGUCGGUACAAUUGGUGUCUCGGGAGACCCCAGUGAGACACCAAUUCAGUACGUGCGCGGCAGACAACUCGACCCUCUUCCAUCUUCUACAAUUACAAACACUCUUCUAACUAGAGCUGAGUUUGUACUCAGAGAUACGAGAAAGGCUUUAAUUAUCGACUUUGGGAAUUCCCUGAAAAGAUAUAAGAAUGAAACGACCAAGCAAAUUCAUCUAGAUACGAACGUCAUGGGUAAGCGGUUAUGUAUGACAUUAAGAAACGGGCACGAACUGGGAAGGGUCAAUCUCACCGAUGAGUGGUACGUCAGGACAGCCGGGGUCGUUGAAGUAGACUUGACACACGACACCGGCGGGUACGACGGUCUGCGCACGAGUCCAUUGCAAGUUGUUAAUUGCAGCGAUUCGUCGAUCGUUUUCUUGAGUGAAUCGUAUUACCAUGUGAGACCGAUGGGCGACGUCUUUAGUAUCAUGGAUCCAGGAGAAAAAAUAUCACAGAAAUUUUUUGUUACUCACAUGGGAUACCCGGUGGCUAAUCACAAGAUCUCGUUCGCAGUGGCUCCGUAUCAUGAACAAACAAUGUGUAGCCAGUUAGAUCCGGACGAACGUGGAUCACAGUCGAGAUGCAGUUGCAGCUACACCAUGACAGCCAAUGAGAAAACUAGAGCGUCACACGGACUGAUGGUGAAUGAGCAGACCAAUUGGACUGUCUACACAGACACAAAUGGGGAGGUCAGCAUCACGCUAACAGCUGGAGAUCCCGGGAAAGUCAGGAAAUAUGUUGACGGUUUGGUCUAUUUGGUGAGCUACCUUCCAAACACAUCGUUCGAUGGCCGAUCCUAUCACGAUGCCCCUCUUGUUGUUCGAGUUUUUGACACAUUUACUUGGGAAGGAGAACCAACGUGGUACGGAAAGAAUGGCGUUCGAUCCAUAUUGCAACAGUACGACAAUCUCUACCCCACAAUGAGGCAUAUUCUCAGUAUGAGCGAUUACGACAGUGUUAUCGAUGGCGUCAACAUUCAACACUUGAAUUCCUCCUUGAGAGCAGAGAGGACAGCACCCGGUCACAUGCCGGUCACCAGAGAUUUAUCCAAAGACAAAAGAAACAUGAUCCUUCAAUGGCUUGAUCAACCAUUUCCUCCUAAAAAAGGACGCAAAGAAAAAUGCACUCUCGAAGAACUGAGGAAAGAACUGCAACUCGCUCUUCAGGUGGAGUUCUACACCAUACCUCCAUACGCGUACGCCCUCUACUCCAUCAAAGAAGGUGCAAAUCAGGAAAUUGCCAAAUUGAUUUCACGAAUCGUUGUCGAAGAAAUGGGACAUCUCGCGAUUGUAGCCAACAUACUCAAUGCCAUUGGAGGAGAUCCACGAAUUUUUGACCAAAACUUCAUUCCCGUUUUUCCAAGCAGGCUUCCAGGAGGCAUAGAACCAAACCUUGUACUACGACUGGCUCCCUUAAGUCUCGACCUCGUCAGAAACGUGUUCAUGAAGAUAGAAACUCCGACCCAAUCGACAAUAGAAUCUGAUGAUAGCAUUCACAAUGACACGAUUGGUUCCUUCUACGCCAGGAUUCGCAGAGACAUGGAGCGACUCGAAAGAGAAAGCAACAAGAAGAAUACGACCAUCUUUACUGGUAAUCGUACGAGGCAAGUGGAUUUCAUGGCUUCUCCGGUAACGAACUUGGAAGAGGCACUGGAAGGCAUUCGUCUCAUUGUCGAACAAGGAGAAGGAACAUCACAGAUGAAUCCGACCGACGAGUACAAAGAACUGGCUCAUUACUACAAAUUUGCUGAGAUAGUUCACGGUCGCCAACUGUUCAAGCAACCCGACGGGAACUGGGAGUACGCAGGACCUAUUAUUCCAUUCGAUCUCAACGGAGUGUGGCCAUUGCCCGAGAACCCAAAGUUGACCGACUACCCCUCCGGAUCCCGUGCUCGAAUGUUGGCUGAAGAUUUCUGUCGUCUGUAUUUGCAAACACUGCACGAACUGCAGAACGCUUUCGACGGUAAUCCUCAACUGUUACCGACUGCAGUAGCCAACAUGUUCCUGCUGAAAAUAAAGGCUAGAGAGAUGGUACAAACACAAGUUCAACCAGGACUUAACGCUGGGCCAACGUUUGAGAAUCCUCUCCGCGUAGGGAGAGACCAAACAAAACAAGUUUAAGGAGUAAAAAUCAACCGUCAAGCGCUCAAGACGGUUGCAACUUGUCUAGCAGAAGUUGGUACGACAAAUAAUUGCAGUUGACAGUAGACGCAUGCUGGCAGAUACUCGUCGCUUGUAGUAUCUAUAGGCAGAAAAAUUAUUUGUGAAUUGUGAAUGGAAUUGGUAUUGGCA